CCUGCCCAGAGACUGGGGGGGGGGGGUUACUCCCGCCCCUUGGGAGUUAGGAAGAGGGAGAUGAGGGCAGGAACACGGAGCGAAGGGUGAGGUUGUCCAGGGACACGUUUCGAGGUUGCACCCGCUCGAGGAUGGCUGAUACCGCGUCUCUGUCUGAUCCGCCCGCAUCCGUAGAACUCAGUGGCGACUUCAAGAAGCCAGCCCUGCCAGGGUCCUCGGCGGUACGGGGUAAGGCUUCGGCAGUCAGUCCUGCAGACCCUGAGGAGGUGACGAAGGAACGUCCCACGGUGCUGCCGGAUGCAGAAUCUGGGGAGCCCAAAGCGCUGCCGCUUGAGCCGGACGGCGGGGAGCCGAGGGGCGCCCUGGAGCAGCAGCUGCGUCCCCCCACUGCGGUUUCUUCCCCGGGAGGCCCGGCCCGUGCACCCCCGUACCAAGAGCCUCCGUGGGGCGGCCCGGCCACGGCCCCCUACAGCCUAGAGACACUGAAGGGCGGCACCAUCCUUGGCACCCGUAGCUUGAGAGGAGCGAGUUGCUGCCUUUUCGGGAGGCUGUCGAGCUGCGACAUAUGCCUGGAGCAUCCUUCGGUGUCGCGGUACCACGCCGUGCUGCAGCACAGGGCGCCUGACCAAGGCGGAGACUGCGACGCCCACGGGCAGGGCUUCUAUCUGUACGAUCUGGGAAGUACCCACGGCACUUUUCUCAACAAGACUCGCAUCCCACCCCACACCUAUUGUCGGGUCCACGUCGGACACGUUUUUCGCUUCGGAGGCAGCACUCGGCUCUUUAUCUUGCAGGGCCCAGAGGAAGACCGAGAGGCAGAAUCCGAGUUAACAGUAACACAGUUGAAGGAAUUGAGAAACCAGCAACAAAUGUUACUGGAAAAGAAGAUGCUAGGAGAAGACUCAGAUGAGGAAGAAAUAGAUACCACGGAAAGGAAGGGAAAUACAAGUGGCCAAGAGGAUGACAUGGGCUGCACCUGGGGAAUGGGUGAAGAUGCUGUAGAGGAUGAGGCUGAAGAGAAUCCCAUUGUCUUAGAGUUUCAGCAGGAAAGAGAAGCCUUUUAUAUAAAAGAUCCAAAAAAGGCUCUCCAAGGUUUCUUUGACCGAGAAGGAGAAGAAUUAGAAUAUGAAUUUGAUGAACAAGGACAUAGCACUUGGCUCUGCAGGGUGAGGUUACCAGUGGAUGACUCAACCGGGAAGCAACUGGUGGCAGAGGCCAUUCACUCAGGAAAGAAAAAGGAAGCAAUGAUCCUGUGCUCCCUGGAAGCUUGUCGGAUUCUUGACACCCUGGGAUUGCUGCGGCAGGAAGCAGUAUCUCGGAAAAGGAAAGCCAAGAACUGGGAGGAUGAAGACUUUUACGAUAGUGAUGAUGAUACAUUCCUUGAUCGGACUGGCCUGAUUGAGAAGAAGCGUCUGAACCGAAUGAAAAAGGCUGGGAAGAUUGAUGAGAAGCCAGAGACUUUUGAAUCACUGGUUGCAAAGUUAAACGAUGCUGAGAAGGAACUCUCUGAAAUUUCCGAGAGGCUCAAGGCUUCAAGCAGAGCUCUCUCAGAGUCGGCAUCUCAGGAUUCAUUAGAUGCAUUCAUGUCAGAAAUUAAAUCAGGUAGUGCAUUAGAUGGUGUAUCCCGGAAGAAACUUCACCUGAGAACUUUUGAACUGAGGAAAGAACAACAGAGACUUAAAGGGUUGAUAAAAAUUGUAAAACCAGCAGAGAUUCCUGAACUAAAAAAGACUGAAAGUCAGGCUUCAGAUUCAGGAAACAAAGCUAAGAAGCUUACAUUGCCUCUCUUUGGUGCCAUGAAAGGUGGAAGCAAAUUCAAAUUAAAAACUGGAACAGUUGGGAAGUUGCCCCCUAAGCGGCCAGAACUCCCUCCAACUCUAAUGAGAAUGAAGGAUGAGCCUGAAGUAGAAGAGGAGGAAGACGAGGAAGAGGAGGAAGAGAAAGAAAAAGAGGAGCAUGAGAAGACAAUGGAGGGUGGAAGCAGUGGGCUGCUGCCAGAGACAGAGGCGGCAGCAGGGCAGGAAAUGAGUGCCCCGGCAGGUCCCACGUGUUCUGAGGAAGCAAAGGGUGGUGAGAACAUGCCUCAACUCAGCCAAGUAGAACAGAAUAAAGGUGAUGAAAAGACUAGUGAGACAGCUUCAUCACGAGAGAAGCCCUCAGCAUCAAAGAAUGAAUGUGAGAACAGCACUGAUGAAUUGAAGAAAAAGAAAGUUCCUGGUCCAGGCAAAUUUCUCCCCAUACUUUCUUCGAAAUAUCCUGAAGAUGACCCAGACUACUGUGUGUGGGUUCCACCUGAAGGUCAAAGUGGAGAUGGCAGAACCCAUCUUAAUGACAAGUAUGGCUACUGAUUUCCUCCGACUCCCAAAGGAAGACCUUGGGGACCGUGUACAUAAGACAUUUGGAACGCUCUGUCAGGUUGAGACCAGAGAAGCACAGAUGAUCAUUUGUAAAGUCUGGUGACUGGCCUUUUCUUCCUUGGCUGCUUAAAUUUAUCUGCCCUUCUGAUUCUCCAGAGAUUUUGGUAUUUAUAUCUAAAAGUGUUCGUGUAUAUAUGUAAAAAGGAAACCACAUACUUCGAGAACUAGAAAAGUGAGACAUGUGACUCUUAUAAAAUGAGAAUAUACCAAAA
Molecule: messenger RNA, 2629 nt
Organism: Fukomys damarensis (Damara mole-rat)
Lineage: Eukaryota; Metazoa; Chordata; Mammalia; Rodentia; Bathyergidae
Gene: Slc4a1ap
Product: solute carrier family 4 member 1 adaptor protein
Exons: 14
Coding region: 132-2348 (738 amino acids)
Molecular function (GO): mRNA binding; protein binding
Source: RefSeq, a predicted model, not a curated record